Messenger RNA from Capsicum annuum, 681 nucleotides. RefSeq lists its product as uncharacterized. Gene Ontology annotation, biological process: DNA integration. The coding region runs from base 1 to 681 and encodes 226 amino acids. The record is from RefSeq and is a predicted model, not a curated record. Gene Ontology annotation, molecular function: nucleic acid binding. The transcript has a single exon. NCBI's taxonomy places the organism in Eukaryota, Viridiplantae, Streptophyta, Magnoliopsida, Solanales, Solanaceae.
AUGGGUUUUUCUUGGUUAUUUACUGCUUGGGGCAUGGAUGUUAUUGGGCCCAUCGAGCCUCCUGCGUCCAAUGGACAUCAUUUUAUCUUGGUCGAUAUCUAUUACUUCACGAAGUGGGUUGAGGCCUCAACACAUAACAUCGUAACCAAGAAGGUGGUAGCAAAUUUUAUCUGCAACAACUUAGUCUGUCGGUUUGGAAUUCCAGAGUCAAUCAUAACAUAUAAUGGAGUCAAUCUUAAUAGCAACCUGAUGAGAGAGAUUUGCAAAAAGUUUAAGAUCUCUUAUCAAAAUUCCACGGUAUAUCGACCACAAAUGAAUGGAGCGGUUGAAACUGCAAACAAGAAUAUCAAAAGGAUCUUGAGGAAGAUAGUGGGCGGUAAUAGGGAAUGGCAUGAGAAAUUGCCAUAUGCUUUAUUUGGAUAUCAUACCACAAUCAGAACUUCUACUGGGGCAACUUCUUUUAUGUUGGUUUAUGGGUUGGAAACAGUGAUACCUACAGACGUUGAGAUACCUUCAUUAAGAAUCAUCCAGGAGGUUGGUCUAGAUGAUGUUGAAUGGAUUCGUAGCAGGAUCGAGCAGUUGAUGCUUAUUGAUGAGAAGAGGUUGGAUGCGGUUUGUCAUGGUCAACUCUAUCAAAAUAAAAUGAUCAAGGCGUUCAACAAGAAAUUCAAGCCUCGUUGA